AUGGCCGUAUGGCUGUCUCUCCCCCUCCCCCACCCUGACCCCCACCUUCCAGCCACUAGGACCACUCUCCCUCCUUCUUUCCCAGUGUUCCACACUCGUCAUGCUGAGCAAAGUGCAGAGCGACCACGAUUGGUUACUGUGGUCCGACCGUGCGGUCACAGCGCCCUCAGAAAGGUGACGGUGCUGUUAAACCGUAGGGGCGUGGUCUCGUACGAACAGCUUCUAUUGGACGUCUCCGAGGCGCUGGGCUUCCCUCGCUGGCACAGGGCCAGAGUGCGGGGUGUGUGUGGUUUCUUCCGUGGCGAAGCGGCGUUCCUGGCUUUGGGAAAGUCUCGCCCUGAGCUCCGGAGCGUCAAGGAGGCCUUGGAGGAGCUGUUCCCUAAACAUUCCCGUUACUGCGACGAUGCGCUCCGGGCCUGGGAGAGGAAGUUACGUCCUUCACCUGAUGGAGCUGCCAAGGCCGACAGCAGGGUCAGAGUGAAAAGCGGAACUAGAGAGAGACUAUCCUCACCGAUAGGUCCACUUACCCAGGAAGAGGAGAUAGACACACCCCCUCACACCACGCAGCAGGAACUGAUUGAGGAGGAGUCCCUCAGCCAAUCAGAACAUUGCUCCUCAGAUUCUAAACAGGAAAAGGCGGGGACUAAACAGGAAAUGAUUUUUGACCUUCCGUCUGACAAUAGUGAUGUCACUCUGUCGGAUAUUGAGCGUUACUAUGACAUCGGCCGCACGGUUGGAGACGGAAACUUUGCUGUUGUGCGCGAGUGUCGUCGACACAACAACGGGGAAGCCUUCGCCAUAAAGAUUGUGGAGCGCUCAAAGCUGAUUGGUCGAGAGCACAUGAUGCAGAACGAGCUAAGCAUUCUGGGUAGCUUGUCACAUCCCCGCGUGGUGCGCCUCUUCACACACCACCACACACACCACACACACACACAUUCCUAUCUUGUCAUGGAGAUGACUACCGGGGGCGACCUGUUCGAGGCGAUUGCAGAGCGUGGGAAGUUUCCGGAAGAGGAGGCGGGGCAGAUGGUGUGUGAUGUCAGUGAAUCUCUGAGAUACAUUCACAGCAAGACCAUAGUACACAGAGACCUGAAACCUGAAAACCUACUGGUGGAGUACAGUAAUGAUGGGGUCAGUAGGUUGAAGCUGGGUGAUUUUGGUCUAGCCAUGGUUGUAACAGAACCCAUCUUCACUGUUUGUGGAACACCUACCUAUGUCGCCCCGGAGAUCCUCUCAGAGACAGGGUAUGGUCUGCCGGUAGACCUGUGGGCAUUGGGGGUGAUAGUCCACAUCCUGCUCUGUGGGUUCCCUCCGUUCCGGAGAAGGGACGGAGACCAAGAGGAGCUGUUCCAGAUGAUCAGAGAGGGACACCUCACCUUCCUGGCCCCUUACUGGGAUCACAUAUCUGACGCAGCACAAGGCCUGGUGAAAGCCUUGCUACAGGUGAAUCCAACAGAGAGACUGACAGCAGUGCAGACUCUGAAGCAUCCCUGGAUUCAGACCACUACAGACCAGAACAGACCAGUACCGACCAGCACAGAGUCCAUCCCCUACAGACCAGUACCGACCAGCACAGAGUCCAUCCCCUACAGACCAGUACCGACCAGCACAGAGUCCAUCCCCUACAGACCAGUACUGACCAGCACAGAGUCCAUCCCCUACAGACCAGUACCGACCAGCACAGAGUCCAUCCCCUACAGACCACCCACCACCCAGCCCACCACCCAUCCAGCCCACAACCCAUCCAGCCCACCACCCAGCCCACCACCCAGCCAGCCCACCACCCAUCCAGCCAGACCACCACCCAUCCAGCCAGACCACCACCCAGCCAGCCCACCACCCAUCCAGCCAGACCACCACCCAUCCAGCCAGACCACCACCCAUCUCAACCACCCCACCCAUCUCAACCACCCCACCCAUCCAGCCCACCACCCUAUCUAUAAACCAGCAUACUAG
Molecule: messenger RNA, 1956 nt
Organism: Oncorhynchus tshawytscha (Chinook salmon)
Lineage: Eukaryota; Metazoa; Chordata; Actinopteri; Salmoniformes; Salmonidae
Product: serine/threonine-protein kinase DCLK3-like
Biological process (GO): protein phosphorylation; intracellular signal transduction
Molecular function (GO): ATP binding; protein kinase activity
Source: RefSeq, a predicted model, not a curated record